GUAGAACUAAUGGCCGGUGCGACCAAAGAUGAGGGCCUAAUACUGACACUUAUGUUAUACCCAGAAAUGCAAACCGAAAUGACUGAACACCAGUUGCGGGAAAUUGUGAUCAAAUUGAGUAAUGAAUUCCAUAACAUAAAUGUGGACAAAGUGUGCGGUCAUUACCUCAAAGGUGUUGACAAAACCAAUUCAUCGCAACUGAAGGCAGCGUUAAAUGCAUUAUAUGGCGAUUUAGUGAUGACUUGUCCCACAUAUCUGUUUGCCAAGAGAUUUGCCACAAAUGGACAAAAUGUGUAUUUUUAUCGUUUUAAUUUUCAAAGUCAAUUCUAUGGCAAUAUAUUUGGCAAUACCGGAGACGCCGUAUGUCACGGCGCGGACUUAGCUUUUGUUUACGGCUUUCCAUUAAGACAUCCGCAACUGUUUAGCGAAACUGAAUAUGACUUUAGUAUUGAUGUAAUGAAAAUGUGGACUGAUUUCGCUAAAAAUGGUAAACCACAUGACGUUUGGCCACAACUUUGGGACAAAUCUGUGAUUCGAGUGAAAGACUUGAAUCCCAACGAUAUGUCACUUAUUCUCGACAAUCCAUACGAGAGUACAUGUGAUGGCAUUUGGAGCCAAUAUUUUUGAUCAAU
This is a messenger RNA of Medioppia subpectinata, 632 nucleotides long. NCBI's taxonomy places the organism in Eukaryota, Metazoa, Arthropoda, Arachnida, Sarcoptiformes, Oppiidae. The record is from the annotation of a GenBank genome assembly.